GGUUUGUCUACACUGCAGUCACAGGUGUGACUGCAGCUUAGAUAGGUAUAUCUAUGCUAGCUUUAAUUUAACUAGCGCAGCUAAAAAUAGCAGAGAGGACGUACUUGUGCAGGCUUCAGCACCAAGCUGUACAAGUACACCAAGGAGCCUGAGUAUGUACUCAAGUUGCUAACCUGCGCUGAAGCUCAUGCUGCCACAUCUUCACUGCUAUUUUUAGCUGUGCGAGCUUGAUUAAAGCUAGCAUGGAUAUACCAACCCAUGCUGCACUCACACCUCCAACCACAGAGGACUGGGUUUGAAAUACUCUGUCUGCUGUUCAUAAUGGUUUGAGUGUGUUUGCCACUACGCUGAAGAUUUUCUUGUCAACACCAUGUUUUUAUACAUCUCGUCAACAUUGUCUGCAUUUUACUGCAUCCACCAACACCUUUUUUUUUUUUUAAAAAAAGAUACCUGAGGAAAAAAUCCUGUGAGUUCUGGCCAUUUGCUUACUGGGAAGCUCCUCCUCAGACUCAGCCCAAAACAAAUGAUGUCAUCAGAGACCUGCCUUCCAGGUUACUGCAUCUUCAUGAAACUGAUCAUUUCCUUGAUAACCCCUACUCAGCUGUGCUGCAGAAGUGUUAGACCUUGGCACUUAGCUGGAGAAUUGAGACGUGGAGCUUCAGAAGCCUUCAGAAGAGAUGUAAAUGCCUAACAAAUGAAGAUUGCUUCAUGGGCAUUACAGAGGUAAUGAGCAGAUGCCUGCCAAUGACAGGAGACGCAGCCUUGCUGUCAUUGCUUUGGAGAGCCUUGGGAAAGCAGGAGCCAGGCUUUUUGGAUGAGAACUAAAGUGCCGGGAUGGAAUGUUGUCUCUGAACUGCUACGGGGAGAAACAAGUAUGUAAUGAGCCGAUGGAUGAAGGCCUACAUGGAGACAAGAUUGGAAUCCGACUCUACUAUGAUAAAACCACAGAUCGCUGUAAACCAUUUGCAUACAGAGGUGCUGGUGGGAAUGGAAAUCGCUUCUUCACUGACAGGCAGUGUAUGAAGACAUGCUCUACGUUAGCUGAACAAAUCUAUCCAGAUGAUGACCGUGUUUGCCUCUUGGAGAAGGAUCUUGGACAUUGUAAAGGAACCUACUUGUUGUGGUAUUUUGAUCAUGCGCUGAAGAAGUGUAGGACUUUCAUUUAUGGAGGUUGUGCAGGAAAUGGAAAUAGAUUUGUUAAUGAGACAACAUGUUGCCAGAAGUGUGCUCAGGCUCCUGCGUGUGAACGAACAGGAAAGGAAGAUGAAGGGCCUGAUGUAGGCUUGGUGCUUGGAAUCACUGUGGGAUGUACUACAGCAGUUAUCUUGGUAUCUGCGCUCGCCAUUUUCCUUCAGAAAAUAGUGAAGAAAUAUUCAACCAGAGAAAAGAAGCAAAAUAACCCCCCGGCUAAUAUAGAAAUGUACUAACCAGAAAGAAAAGCCUUCUUAUUUCCUUGGAUUAAUGCAGUGAAUUCCUUGAUUUGUAUCAUAUGGUUUUGUUAUAUGAAAUAUUGUUUAUACUUUCUAAAGAACCUAUAAAAUGCAUACUGGGAUUUGUACAUCCUAUUCAUCCGGUCCAGUGUAUGGGAGAGUUCUUAUCCCAUUUGAGGGACAUGUGUAAGAAACCCCAUAGCUUAGUGUCAGGAUGCACUAGUGGUAACUUAACUCAAAAUACUGUAUCUCUGAACUAAAUCCUGCUUUUAACUACACAGCUGGAAAUGAAGAAUAACUCCACUAAGCUUAGUCUAAAUUGUUUAUGAUAUUGUGGGCAACUGGACCAUAUGUGCAUUUAGUGAGUCUGUUCUCCCCCCUUCAUGCACAUGCAGAAUUUCCGUUAAUGUUAAUUAGAGUUACUUGUGUGGGACAGGUUUCAGAGUAACAGCCGUGUUAGUCUGUAUUCACAAAAAGAAAAGGAGUACUUGUGGCACCUUAGAGACUAACCAAUUUAUUUGAGCAUAAGCUUUCGUGAGCUACAGCUCACUUCAUCCGUAGCUCACGAAAGCUUAUGCUCAAAUAAAUUAGUUAGUCUCUAAGGUGCCACAAGUACUCCUUUUAUUUUUGUGUGGGACAGCAAGACAAUGUUCUCCUAAGACUUCUUGUGGCUCAGUAGUGCAUUGUAUUAGAUGCUUUCCAAACUCCUCCUCAGAGAAUCUUUACUGAGAUGUUAGUUCCAAAAUCAUCUGCAUUAUUAAAUGGUGCUGUAACACUUAAGUCACCUGCUGUACCUGUGCCAAUUGUCCAUAUGCAAUGCAGAAUGCAGCCAAAAAAUGAGAAAGAGCAGAGGAAUGCAAGACUCAGAAGUACUGGAAUGCAACAGGCAAUCUUCUGAUCUUUACUGCCCCCAUUAUUACAAUGCUCAGCGUUGCAUGUUACUGUAGAACAGUGGUUCCCAAACUUGUUCCGCCGCUUGUGCAGGGAAAGCCCCUGGCGGGCCAGGCUGGUUUGUUUACCUGCCGCGUCCGCAGG
Molecule: messenger RNA, 2465 nt
Organism: Chelonia mydas (Green sea turtle)
Lineage: Eukaryota; Metazoa; Chordata; Testudines; Cheloniidae
Product: kunitz-type serine protease inhibitor bitisilin-3
Exons: 8
Coding region: 840-1427 (195 amino acids)
Molecular function (GO): serine-type endopeptidase inhibitor activity
Source: RefSeq, a predicted model, not a curated record